CUACAUCAACAUUUACGAUGCGGAAAAGAUGUGCGCAGACGACGUUUAUUCGUUUUGCCCUAUAAAUGCGCCGAUAUUCUGAAUCACGUUUAGUUAAUUUUGCUUCUCACGGUGAGAUACAUCAAUUAAUAAUAAAAUCGGUCAAACGCACGAGUGUUUUUAAUAAACCAUGGAGGAUCAAUUUCGAUAUGUGUUCUGGUUGGCCGUACUAGUGAUGAUCACUGCAGCUCGAAGCAUAACUUCUUGUUCGUGCCAUGAUAAAUGGAAACACGUGCUUACCACGAAUACGACUGGACAAGCCACGUUCGGGUCGAAAGCCAACCUGACAACCGCCGUCUUAUCUGGCUCGGACGUCAGAAUCCUCCUGACUUCAGACAGCUACUUAACCAGCGUUCAGAACGUGAAAACGACUGGCGUCAAUGUUUGCGGCCAGGCCCUGAUGCAUAUAAGCAAAGCGAGCUACGAUUCCUUUCAGGAUAAGGCUUACUGGUGGUUUAUUAGCGUGUGCACAACGGGUCAGGUCCAGAUGAACCGCUAUUACGUCGGAAACCACGUUUCAAACGGCAUUAAUAAGAUGACGUAUGAAAUCAAGUGGUUUAUCAGAGACUUCACGGAAAAGGCACUGAGCCAUAACAUCAACGGGGCUGCCAAUUUUGGAAGUGUCACCAAUGUCAUCGAUGAUGUAGACGUAGGAAGUGAUGUACGCGUAGUGUUUGAUGAUUAUGCGGCCACCAUGAACAGUGUACAGCAGAUUGGCGAUAACAAGGAUCUGGUCAUUGGGCAAGCUGUCUGGCACAUCAGUCAAAAGACGGUAACACCCAACAUCGAGUUCCAAGGCAACGACUAUUGGUGGUUCACCAAUUGGGCCACUGACGGCACCUUGGCCGCCUCCCGUUGGCAGAUAGGGGACCAUAUCAGUCGCGGGGAGUCAACGGAAGCACAGGGUUUGACAUGGUUCACAGACAACUGCUGGAUGCUGGUGUACCAACACGACGCAGCCGGAAAUAGGGUGCAGGGGUCACUCGACUUGCUUCGGUCGGCUGUAUUACAAGGACACCGCGUCAAGGUCAUGUUCGACUCCAUAUCCGCCGAACCAGAUGAGGUGUCCGUACAGGGUGGCCACGUGAGCUCCGUCUUGAUCAGUAUGGUGGUCAGGAGUCCUAACGACAUCCGGGCAUUCAACCAAAGCGGAAUGUGGGACUGGAGAAUAUUAACCACGACGGGAACAGAGACAACACUUAAAGUUAAUGUUGGCGAAUACGUAGAACAAGGUCGAACAACCGGAACGAAAGCUGUAAGCUGGUUUAUCGACUCACGUCCGUGGGUUCAGGUACUUGUAAACAGCAAGACCGGAAGUGUCCUGUCUGGAAGCAAAGCGGCUCUUGUCAGCGCGGUGCAUUCGGGGGCAAGGGUGCGCUAUGUUCUCAGCUUUGACCCAUCGACCUCCGAUGUAGCGGUACACGAGGCAGAUAAUCUGGCGGUGAGCGGAAGCGAGGUCAGCGCCGCUCACAUUCGCUCUGUAAGUCUAUCAAGUUUUCCGACGGAAGUAAAGUUCCAGCCAAAGCCUUAUUGGUGGUUCACACAGUCUACGACAACCGGAAAGGUGGACAUGUCCCGUUGGACGGUUGGGGAACACGAGGGCCGCGGUCACACAAGUGCCACGGCUCAGAUCACAUGGUUCGCAAACUACUGAGAAAACGUUGAAUCGA
Molecule: messenger RNA, 1709 nt
Organism: Dreissena polymorpha
Lineage: Eukaryota; Metazoa; Mollusca; Bivalvia; Myida; Dreissenidae
Exons: 5
Coding region: 170-1693 (507 amino acids)
Source: RefSeq, a predicted model, not a curated record